GACCACGCCCCCGUUAUGUGCCAUCACCGUGCACGCGGCCAGCUGUGCGUGUCUGCACGUGAACCAUCGGGAUGGCCUGCACCUCUGAUGUCGUGAACAAAAUAAUACGCUACAAACUUCAGCUAACAAACACAGACGAGGCUGCUAAGAUUCUAAAAACGUUGAAGAAACUUAAAGAUCUAGAAGUAACGUUGGAUGUUCUUGCAGAAACUGGAAUUGGAAAAACUGUUAACUCUUUGCGCAGACAUGAACUCGCUGGAGACUUGGCCAAAUCAAUUGUGAAAGACUGGAAGAAACUGGUACCGAAAGGAUCCAAAAGUCCCUCAAUAGAUGACAAAACAACAGGUGAAUUACAAUGCACAGAUAAAUCAGACAAAGCGAAAGCAGCGAGAGAUGACUUUAAUAAUAACUAUUUGCCUGAUGAAAGGGAAGAGGAUGAGCCUGUAAACAAGAAGAUCAAAAGGAAUCAUUUGGAUACCAGCAAAGAUUAUAGAGACGCAAAUGAGCAGAAAAAGCAACGGACCUCAGCAAAUGAAUUUUUAAACAAAACCAAAUUAACUGAGAAGCAAAAGAAGAAAAAUACCAGUGAUGAAUCUUCUGAUGAAACCCCACUCAAAAGCAGCCCAUCAGAGAACAUUUUAGGUAAAGAAAAAUCAAAGUCUCACAAGAGAAAAAAAUACAGUCGCUUUUCUGACAAUGAGAGUGACCCUUCAGAAAGUGGCUCUGACAAAGAACCCUUGAAUGAGACGAAAUCCACAGAUCAGACGAAAUCAAUUUGUCCUGAGCCAAGUCGUACAAAGCCUAAAGUUGAGCAGUUCAAGGUCAGGCAUUCAGACGUCCAAAAAAGGAAAAGGAAGAAACAUGACAAACACAAACGUAAAGAGACAAGUCCCGUCAUUAAAGCCAAAAAUCCAAAACGCAACAAGAAUGCUACCAGCGACGCUGAAGAGCCAACUAUGUCAUUUGAAUCCUACUUAAAUUAUGAUGAAAAUGUGUCCAAGAAGAAAGAACGCCCCAAACCUAAGAAACACCCCCACAAAUCCACACCAGUGUUUAAAAAAGAACCAGAAAAAGCUGUAAAUGUUCAGCCCGAGGAGCCAAUGAAGGAGUUAACGAUGAGUUCCUUAGUGCCAGUAUGUCCAGACUCCCCAAUACAGAUCUCUUCAGAGUCUAUAAUGAGAAUUCCAGAGAGCCCGCCUUUAGAGUCCUGGUUUCCUGAAGUAGAAACUAAAAGAAAAGCAGAAAAAGAAGACGAUUCAUGUGACAUUUUGGAGGAGUCUGCCAUUUUUACUGGUCAGCGACUUAACAAGAAAAUGCAAGUCUACUCUGGCGCAAAGACCAUUUUCCUUCCAGCCAUGAUGAGCCUUUACCAGCAGUGUAUCCGCACACUUCAGAACAACAUCAACUUGCUGUACGAAACUGGAGGAGUCCCUUUUGAGAUCCUAGAGCCAGUGUUGGAGAGGUGUACACCAGAGCAGCUCCUCCGCAUUGAAGAAUUCAACCCAAUUUAUAUCGGAGAAACGGAUCAUCUGUGGGGAAAGCACUGUCAGAGGGACUUUAAAGAUGCCAAACUCCUGGAGUAUGAGUCUUGGAAAGAGAUGUACCUUCGACUGUCUGAGGAGAGGGAGAGGAAGUUUAAAAUGCUCACAAAAACCAUAUCGUCAGCACAGUCCACCAGGCCUAAAGGUCGGCAGGUGAAGAUGGCAUUUAUUCAUAGUGUUGCCAAGCCACCAAGAGAUGUGCGAAUUAAGCAGGAAAUCCAUGGAACUGCAGUUCAGCAGCCUCUGCCCAAGUGCAGUAUGAAAGUCACGGACGGCAGACCCAGACAUACCCCCAAAGAGACCACCAGGCCCAGCAGCAGCACUUCUGCUACUACCAAUUCACAAGAUCCACGAAAAAAGACCAGUAGGUUCAAAGUUGCUCCGAUGAUGGCCAAAUCCCUAAAAGCCUUUAAGAAACAGUUUAGUCGCAGAUAAAUGCUCUUCUAUUUAGUCUUGAGGUUGUGGGAUACACUCACCUUUAUCAUUUAUUUAUUUUGGACAGUAGAACAAAUGUACACAUGAUUAUAUACACCAAUAAACUGGAAAAGUGCA
Messenger RNA from Periophthalmus magnuspinnatus, 2093 nucleotides. It is a transcript of the gene eloal, whose product is annotated as elongin A, like. Gene Ontology annotation, cellular component: nucleus; elongin complex. The transcript is spliced from 11 exons. Gene Ontology annotation, biological process: transcription elongation by RNA polymerase II. The coding region runs from base 72 to 1976 and encodes 634 amino acids. NCBI's taxonomy places the organism in Eukaryota, Metazoa, Chordata, Actinopteri, Gobiiformes, Gobiidae. The record is from RefSeq and is a predicted model, not a curated record.